Phytophthora infestans T30-4 is the source of this 1386-nucleotide messenger RNA. RefSeq lists its product as uncharacterized. Bases 1 to 1386 code for a protein of 461 amino acids. The record is from RefSeq and is a predicted model, not a curated record. The transcript is spliced from 4 exons. Gene Ontology annotation, molecular function: ubiquitin binding. NCBI's taxonomy places the organism in Eukaryota, Oomycota, Peronosporomycetes, Peronosporales, Peronosporaceae.
AUGACCGCCCAAAUUGACCUGGUUCUCGAAAUGACUGCAACUUUCGACACUGACGGGUUCCAAUUACCGUCCAAAGUGACGAGAAAAGAGGUACAGCGUGUUCUUGAAGCAUGUGACGGGGAUGUGUCACGCGCAGUGGACGACGUACUGAGUCUCGUAGCCAUUAAGACGCUCAGUCAGCAGGACCAACACACACUUCAAGAGCGACAACAGCGUCAACAAGAGCACGCCAAGCUGCAACUUAGCGAGCUGUGCAGCGGUCUAGGGCUAGACGAAGACAGCUCCUUCGUUGCAGCUCUCCAGCAGCUGCCCGAGAGCGAGCGCGAUGACCUAUUGUCCACAAAUGGCGUCUUCGUGCAACAAUUGCUGCUCAGUCUAGACGAAGACAGUGAAGACGGCAGUGAAGCGGAAGAUAUGCAUCCACUACAGUAUCUGCUUGAGAUGUAUCCGGACUACAAGGCGGAGGUGGUGGAGGACGUGCUGGAUAGUCAUAAUUAUGACGUCGAGAAAGCCGCCGACGCGCUACAUAACUUACGUGCACUGAAUCAUGUGCAGAGCUACGCUACAGUUGUAAACGCAGACGCACGUGCAGCAGCGCAACAGAGAGAGCUGUAUGUGAAUGGACCCAAGGUGGAUUCGCUUGGACAAUUUCCAGAGCUCGGUGUCCCGAGUAAGACGCAGCAAAAGAAGCUCAAGAGGCACCAGCGUAGGCAGCAGAAACUGCUACAGGCACCACAUCAACGUCCGCCUCCGAAGCCUUCACCUCCACCAAUAGCAUACCCCAUGCUGCCGGCACGUAAACAUUUGGCGAAAGGCAAGACCAAGCCAGUAUACAAUGCGUGGGACCACCAGGCUGCACCGCAUGACCGCGCAGAGUCAGGUAUCACGACGCAACUUAAGCUGGAUCGGCUUAAGAAAUUGCUGCCCAGCAUUGAUGCUAGUGUCAUUCAGACCACGUUUUUCCUCAAUGGAUGCAGCUCAGAUGCCACGGAGGCAGCACUGCGGGAGAUCUACAACUUGCCGCUGGUAGAGAAACAUCUACCUCCGCCAACUGUGACCGAGGAAGUUGAGAUGGCGGCUGCUGCAGCUGAUGCAGAGGAAGAGCUUGCUGCUAAUAGCAAACGCCAAUCUCGCCGAGGCGGACGUUCUGAGGACUGGACUCUUGUGUCCAGUAAGCACAAGGUCAACACAGCGAAGGAGAAACUCAGCAAUCGUUACUGCGAUGUCCUGGCAUCGUUCCGACGUGGACAGCACGUUCUUGCAGCGGAUCGUGUUCGAGAGCUAAGCAAGGCCCGUCGCGAACACCGCGAUGCUCAACGGCAGUGGGCUCAUGAUUUCUUUCUGGCGCACGAAGAUCAUGUCAACAAAAUAUUCGACGAUUCAUAA